This is a messenger RNA of Contarinia nasturtii (swede midge), 4858 nucleotides long. RefSeq names its product homeobox protein B-H2-like. Gene Ontology annotation, cellular component: nucleus. The record is from RefSeq and is a predicted model, not a curated record. Lineage: Eukaryota; Metazoa; Arthropoda; Insecta; Diptera; Cecidomyiidae. The transcript has 4 exons. Bases 2399 to 3487 code for a protein of 362 amino acids. Gene Ontology annotation, molecular function: DNA-binding transcription factor activity, RNA polymerase II-specific; RNA polymerase II transcription regulatory region sequence-specific DNA binding. Gene Ontology annotation, biological process: regulation of transcription by RNA polymerase II.
UUUGAGACGCUUGGUGUGUUGUGUGUUUUGCGUUUUCGUUUGAUUCACAACUAAAAAGAGAAUAAAAAAAAAAAACAACAACGAACCGAACAACAUAACAGAACGCGAACGUUUUCAUCUCUCGUGUCUGCGUUCAGAGUUUUUCGUCGCUUAUGUAUCCAGAUUGAUUCGAAUAUCCCGUAGAUUCAGUGGUUAACGCGUGGCAACGUCAUUCUUCCGUAUCACAAAUUGGAGAAGGAACAACAAGAACACAGAGAGAUUAGAAACCAUUACUGAACCGCUUCUGUAUGAGUGACGGCUGCCAAAACCAACAAAAUCUAUCUCGCCCAUCAUUCGAAACACAUCUCCAAAUACAUUGUGUAUUAUUUUUGUUUCGACGUCGCAGUGAAUUCCUCCCGAAUUACGAAGAGAGAGAGAAGAGAAGAAAAAAAAUGAUCCGAAGUUCAAGUGAUUAGUAAAUUAUUGUUUUCGCAUUUCGUCAGUACGUUACAUAGCACUUAACACGACAGAUCUAGCUGUACGUGUAAGAGACACUAAAACGAGCAUUUUUUUAUUCGUGUUUUGAUCUGUGCUUUUUACGAGUGAUUUCAAUCUUUGGAAAUCUGAUAGGCGACUUUUUUUCUCUGCAGCCGACGGAACUAGUUUAACUUGAAGAAACUUUGACGUGAAAUCUGAUAAGACGAUUUUUAAAAGAUCUUUUCUUAUAUGAUAGUUUGAAAGAAAGAGAAUUGUAAGAAAAUUGAACACUUCCGACAAUUUCCAAUUUCGGUCAAUUUUUUUUUUCGGGUCGACAAAUUUUGAAUGUGCAAAAGAAUAAAAACACGGGGUUAAAUUGAUCCGGAAAAUAAGAAUCGCUCGACUGCGGACUAUAAAACAUGAAAAAGUGAUUAGUUUUCUUGAUCGACGGCCGAACACAAACACAUCAUAUAUUCAUUUGUGACAUAUUCCACAUUGGCAUUGAUUACUUAAUACAAUGUUGUUAAUGCAAAAAAACGAACAACGGCAGUAGAGUACAAAUUCACCUGAAAAACAAUAACAUCCAAUUACCAAAUACAACGAACUGAAACAUCGUGUUUAUGUAUAUGCGCACCUUAUCAAUCGCGAUUGAAACGUUCACAGACAGUAACAAUAACAAAAAAAAACGUUUGCUAAUUUCAAAUGGAAUUGAUUUUUCAGCCAGCCAACGAAAGAAAGUAAAAGUUUUCUAUUCUUUAUCAAAAAUAGUGUGUUUAGGUGCAAUUCAAAGUGAUUAUUAGUUUAUGUUACACACAUUUUGCACACGCCGAUUAUGCAACCGCAAUUCGUCUAAUAUGCACCAUACAUAGACCCCAUCGCCAAAAGAAAGAGAGAGAGAAAAACGUAAAGAAAUUAGAAGAAAAGUACGCGCAAUAAAGUGAAUGUUUUACACACCGCUUGAUUUUUGUUGUUCAACUGAAGUUAACUUGUGUGCGCAAAAUUGAUCGUUUAAAUAUCAGAAAAAAACACUUGCAUUCGAAGAAAGUAUUACACCAUUUUUUUUUAAAGAAGAAGAAAGAAUAAACGAAGCAGCAACAAAAUAUAUAUCUGUAAGACAGGCAAAUGCAAAAAGAAAAAAAGAGUGCAGUCGAAACAAUGAAAACAAUUGAAUGAAUUCGCUGGUGUUAAUUGCAUUAAUUAACUUAUUUCUGCGUUAGUUGCAAACGGCGGACGAAUCGAAGUGCAACCAAAAACCGAACCAUCAGUUGUGUUGAAUUUGAAUUGAGUGUAUGCGUGUAGAUGUGCGUAUGUUCGGGCGCGAUCACUCUUUCGACUCUUUGCAAAUUAAAUUGUGUUUAUAGACUAUUUAUUACGUGCAUUGAUUGAGGAACUGAAAAUUUUGAUUUUUUUUGUUCGUUUCGUUGUUGUUUACCUGUUCAAAACUAAGACAUAUUUUAUGCACACGAAUCAAUCCACGGUGUAUUGUUGUAGCGAUUGACGUAACCAUUUUGCGAACGAAUAAACGUAUUUAAUGAAUAGACAUACAUAUGAUAAGGAAAUGAUACGAGUUUAUUAUGCCAGUGUUUUAAUUGAAAUUUUUCGGAAUUAUCUUUGCGUGGUAAAUUGAUUCCCCAUUAUUUUGAAUUUAACACAGUUACAGCUAAAAUAGAACAAUUUUUCGUUAAAACCAUACGAAAAAAAAGCGUUGCGCGCAAAUCAAAGAGUUUGUAUUUUUGAGUUGAGCAUAAAAGACGCAAUUUCUCACAGAGACAAAGUGUUUGGCCAAAUAUAUCUUUUUCCCCAAUAAAGUUUGCGGAAUUUUAUCAAAAUCGUACUCCAGUGGCAUUCAACGGGCGUGAGCCCAAAGUCAUCAACAAUUACGAGCACCGCUGAUUUAUUAUCACCAAACGGUGUAUCAGCAGCAGCUGCAAGUGGUUUGACUAUGACAGUUCCGAUGCAACGUGGAUCAAUGGCCGUUCUACCGUCUCGCUCACGUUUUAUGAUCACCGAUAUUUUGGGCGGUGGUGGUGCUGCAAAUGUUGGCGCCGCAUUACAUUUGAGCCGUGAACAUGUUGAAAAUGGUGGACGAUCACCAUCACCCGAUAAUCCACGCGAUCUAAGCGCAUCGGCCGCAAACAAUAAUAACAAUCAUCUACAUCAUUUGCAUCACAAUCUCGGUCUUAAUCAUCAUCAUUUGAGUCAACACAAUCAUUUGCAUCGGCAUGACGAGGACAGCGAUUCGAGCGGACCACUUGAUGAUGAUAACAGUGUUUGUAGCAAUGGUGGCAAAGAUGAUGACGGUGGCAGUAUUAAAAGUGGCUUAGGAAGUCUAUCGGGAUCAUCUGGAUUGAGCAAAAAACAACGAAAAGCCCGAACAGCGUUCACCGAUCAUCAGCUACAAACGCUCGAAAAAUCAUUCGAACGACAAAAAUAUCUAAGUGUUCAGGAUCGCAUGGAAUUAGCGAAUAAAUUAGGCUUAAGCGACACACAAGUGAAGACAUGGUAUCAGAAUCGAAGAACAAAAUGGAAACGACAAACUGCUGUUGGACUCGAACUUUUGGCCGAAGCUGGUAAUUAUGCCGCAUUCCAAAGAUUGUAUGGUGGUCCGCCUUAUAUUGGUGCAUGGCCCUAUGCCGCUGCCGGUCAAGGUCCCUCAGCAGCACCGCCGUCCGCAGCAGAUUUAUACUAUAGACAAGCAGCGGCAGCCGCUGCAUUACAAAAACCGCUACCAUAUCGUUUGUAUCCGGGAAUGCCGACGCUUGGCUCAUUGGGAGGCAUUCCGGCACCGGCAGCACCAUUUUCCCAUUUAUCGGCAUCAAGUUCACUAUCGUCGCUCAGCAACUACUAUCAAAAUUCGGCAAAUAAUAGCUUAAAUGGUUCGGCCGCCAACGGUAACACCACAAAUGGUGGUAGCAGUGAUCAUUCGCCAAGAAGAACACCGAGCCCACCACUCAAUCCAGGCAGCCCGCCAGCUCGACGCGCUCAAAGCAUACCACCCAGUGACGAUGAAGACAGCACCAUCAACGUUUAAGUACAUGAACGUUUCAUUUUUAUUUCAUUCUAAUCUCUUUGGUUCUCACUUCCCCCCAAAUGCUUAACAAAUGAAUUAACUACAUCCUCCUUUAAGCUAAUCUAUUCAGUUCAAACAUGGUUUGAAUCGAAUUUUAUUUAGUGGUUUUUUUUUGUAAUUUUAUUUUAUAACAAGUGCUGUUAGUUUUCGUUCAUUCAUUAAAAUGAUACACACACACAACAAGUUUUGAUUGUAAUUGUUUAUUUUCUUCAAUAUAUAAAAAUGAAAGUAGCUAAAGUAAGGAGAAUUUCUAUGAUUUUAUCGUAGGUUUAAUGUUCAAAUCAAUAUGAAACACACACACACAUUCGAAGUAAGUGAGGAAAUUUGCAAAAAUUCUAUAAAAUUCAUUUAUUUUAAUCAAGAGAAUACUCGGGAUUUUCUGCAUUUUUUUCUUUUUUCUCGGCAAAUAUUUCACUUUUCAGCAACAAUUCAAACGGUUAAAUCUUUAUUAAAACAAUUUGUAUAAAUUUGUGUUGUAAAUAAGAUCCGGAACGAACAUUUUUGUAUAAACGACGAUUCGAACAAAAUCAUUGUUCACCAUCCCGUUUGGCAAUGUUCACUCCAAAAACUGGAUCUAAAUAUUGUAGUUGUUUAGAUGUUAUAAUAGAUUUAAGUUAAUUACCCAAGACAAAAUCAAUGAAAAAAUGAUUCUCCUUUCAAAAACUGAACACAUUCCAGAUAUUUCAAUGAAUAUUAUUUACAAUUUAAUGUGUAGGUUUAGGAACAAAAUACAAAAUAACCUUAUUUCCACGGUUCUGGUGAAUGAACACGCCAAAAAAUCUAUAGAUUCCAUUCAUUCAGAUCCCACACAAAAAAAAUCUUCAUAGCAUUAUUUUCUUCUGCCCAUUUUUGCAAAUGAUUGGUUUUUAAAAAAAAUAUGACUAAGAAACUAUAAUUGAAAAAAAAAAUCGAUGUUGAAUAUAUCAAUCUAAAUGUAUGUAAUGUAUAUUAUUUAAAGGAUUUGUUUCAGUACGAGGAGAUUUGUGAUGUUUUCUGAUUCAAAUCUUCAACAUUCAAUGAUGCGAUCUGAAAAAAUCUAUUUCAUUAAAAAAAUCUUGAAUUUUCUGCUUGAUUUCGAAAGAUUUUUCGGAUGAAAUCAGAGAACGUCACAAAAAAGUCUCGCUCGAAAUAGAAAUGGCAGUGAAAACCGCUUGAAAGAAAUUAAAAAAAAAUCUGGAAGAGGAAGCGAUAUUGAUGUAUUACUAUAAAAUUCAAAUUACUAUGGAAAUUCAUAAUUAUUAUGGAAUAUUGAUAAACUUAAUUGAAAAAAACGUAAAAGAAAAAUAAAUAUGCAUACACAUACAGAUAUUAGCUCUUAAAAUAACACACUUU